CACAAGCAGUGCGAAGUGAAACCGGUACCGUAAAGACAGACCAAAAGGUUUUCGUGGCAGAAAGUCGCCAUGUUGCGGGUGUGUGAGAAACUCUGUAAGGCGGACGAGAAGGGCAGGAGGUACGGACUAGCCCGGGCGGAGACAGGCUACCUCCGUGCCCUGGUGGACACCAUGGCCGACACAGACAGGCUGGCGGAAGUGGAGCUGCUCAAAACUCUGGGCGACGUAAACGUGGAGAAGGGAAGACUCGGGAAGGACGUGGGGAAAUUCAACACAGCCUUGGCGCUUUAUCAUGCUGCUAAGGUACGGUGUUACCAUGAAGAACAGGCAGAUGGUAUAGAACAUCGUUACCACUACACGGAGCGGCUUUUACAAGGGCUGUCGUCACAGGGUAAGGAACAGUCAACUGACGACAAGGAGACGACUACACCUGCAAAGAUAGCGGCAAAGUUUCAAGAUCUAGACAAGACAUUGGCUUUCGGAG
Branchiostoma belcheri (Belcher's lancelet) is the source of this 484-nucleotide messenger RNA. RefSeq lists its product as uncharacterized. Lineage: Eukaryota; Metazoa; Chordata; Leptocardii; Amphioxiformes; Branchiostomatidae. The annotation marks the transcript as partial. The record is from RefSeq and is a predicted model, not a curated record. The transcript has a single exon.